CAGCCACCAUCUCCUGUGGUAAAGUCCCUGGCCUCGACCCUUUGUGGGCAUCCAUUCGUUCGACCUUGCUUCCGUUCCUCCCCCAUCCUAAUCGCUGGCAGACCUCUGCUUCAACAUGGCGGCUCUAGCAAUCGAUGUCAACCAACUCAAGGUCGCCGCAGUGGUGGCCUUCUACAUGUGCUCGGCGCUAAUCAUGGUCUUCGUUAACAAGGCCGUGUUGAACAACUCCCCGGACCUCCCCCUUCUCUUCCUUCUCUUCCAGCUACUUAUCGCCGUCAUUUUGCUCCACGUAUCGGCCGCCUUCAGUAGCAAGAUCGAGAUACCCAAGUUCGACAAAGCUGUUGCAAAAAAGCUCAUCCCUGUCGUGACUGUCAACAUCGUUGGCCUUGUAUUCAAUACUUUGUGUCUCCGAGAUGUUGAAGCGUCCUUCUUCCAGAUUGCAAGGGGACUGGUUCUGCCGCUCACUAUUGUUGUCUCCUCUGCCCACACCAGAACAACUCCAGGGAAGAAAGUUGUUUUUGCAGCAGCAGUUGUCACGGUGGGCUUUAUGAUCGGCGUUGCGCCCUCGAAGGAUCUCCCGAAGUCAUCCAUCCCGUCAACGUUGUCGCUCUUUUACGGGGUCCUCUCCUCCCUCUUCAUUGCUUUCCAUGCCGUCUUGAUUAAGAGCUCGUUACCUCACUGUAACAACUCGACGAUCCAGCUCGCUUGGUGGACAAAUGUCGGCUCCGCCGUGAUGCUGUUCCCAUUCGUAUGGAUUCACGGGGAGCCCUGGAAAGUUUUGGAUCUGUAUUUCUUGGAGAAUUGGGACUGGAGGGUCUUUGCCUGGGGAACUCUUGUCACUGGCGUCUUUGGAUUCUUGCUAUGCGUUGCAGGUCUCUUGAGUAUCAAAGUCACUAGCCCUAUCACCCACAUGUUCUCUAGCGCUGCACGUUCCGUGCUACAGACCCUUAUCGGUGUUUGGGCGUUUAAAGACAUCCUGAAUGUAAACCGCGGCCUUUCCAUCUUAAUUAUCCUAGUCGGAACCAUGUACUAUACUUGGCUUAAGUCUCAGCCCGCUUCACCGCCUUCCAAUCGCCGCGAGAACGACCCCGAAGCUGCCAUUCCCCUCACCUCGGGUUCGGAAGAUCAAGAGAAGGAGAAGGUCUAA
This is a messenger RNA of Coprinopsis cinerea okayama7#130, 1147 nucleotides long. RefSeq lists its product as hypothetical. The transcript is spliced from 7 exons. NCBI's taxonomy places the organism in Eukaryota, Fungi, Basidiomycota, Agaricomycetes, Agaricales, Psathyrellaceae. The record is from RefSeq and is a predicted model, not a curated record. The coding region runs from base 116 to 1147 and encodes 343 amino acids. Gene Ontology annotation, molecular function: antiporter activity. Gene Ontology annotation, biological process: GDP-fucose import into Golgi lumen; protein O-linked glycosylation via fucose. Gene Ontology annotation, cellular component: Golgi apparatus.